AUGGAUAUCAUGAGACUCGCGAGUUCGAGGAUGGCCAGUGAGCUGGCGCAGAAGAGAGCACCAGCUCGUCUCCAGAGGUCUAGAUACGCUCUCGUUCGCGCGACAAACUCGCGGAAAGAAGAUGUUUUCGGUGAACCGAACGGGAAGAAUGGCGGUACGCCCGAGCUCUUGGAAAGUUUCGCUCUCGGGUCUUCGCUGCCGUCAAAUGUAGGUGGGAGAGAGCUCGAGAAUGACAGGUGCCGGCAACGAUGGUCGAGCGAUUUUUGGAGCGAGCUCGAAUGCGACGCGACGGAACCGUGGAUGAUGAGCAACGAUCAACAGCCAGGCGGCGCGCUGCGCUCGCAAUUUUUACUCAGUCCGGCGUGGCGCUUGAUGCUGCUCUCGGAUGGAUCCGUUACGGUGCGUUCGCUCGAAGAGAUGGUCUGCGAGACUGACUUAUCAAUCUUCUUAUUUUCGCGCACGCAGCGACACUUGAAGCUGCUCACCGGUCGCGUUGACGUUAAAACAGAUGUCUUAUGGCAAGGCAAGGUCCACGUUAGCGCCACCGCCGCGAAGACGAACGGGAUCCCAUCCGACGUCGCGAACCAACUCGACUCAGGCGGCUCGAUGCUACAGCGCGAGGUUGAUCUGUGCGACGCCCACGGCUUGCCGCUGUGCUACGCCACGAGUUGGUGGAAUUUGGAGAACGCGGAUAAAGUUAUCCUCGACGACGGCGCCGCCAAUUCGUUCGGUGCCCUUGAGCGUCCCGUUUGGCUAAAAUUGGCUGAGAACAAGACGGAGCUCUUCCGAGAGGUUCGACGUGUCUAUCGCGGCACCUCCGAUCCUCUGGCUUCGGCGUGGGGACUUCCGAACUCGACCACGUUUUGGGCGCGUCAUUACAUCUUUUGGUGCGCGCGUAAGCCUCUGUGCGUCAUUCACGAGGUGAUGAGCCCGCGGCUCGAGUUGCACCUCGGACCCUCGGACCCGGCGCGCAAGCGCCUCGAAAACGGGUCACGAUCAUUCCCCUCGGACGAUCUCUGGCUCUGA
Molecule: messenger RNA, 1026 nt
Organism: Ostreococcus tauri
Lineage: Eukaryota; Viridiplantae; Chlorophyta; Mamiellophyceae; Mamiellales; Bathycoccaceae
Product: Protein of unknown function DUF98
Exons: 1
Coding region: 1-1026 (341 amino acids)
Source: RefSeq, a predicted model, not a curated record